This is a messenger RNA of Zingiber officinale, 1679 nucleotides long. Its product is annotated as probable serine/threonine-protein kinase PIX13. Lineage: Eukaryota; Viridiplantae; Streptophyta; Magnoliopsida; Zingiberales; Zingiberaceae. Bases 260 to 1546 code for a protein of 428 amino acids. Gene Ontology annotation, molecular function: protein kinase activity; ATP binding. Gene Ontology annotation, biological process: protein phosphorylation. The record is from RefSeq and is a predicted model, not a curated record. The transcript has 7 exons.
GGACUCUGUGAUGUGAACACAAUCAUUUUUUUUUAACGAAAGGGAGCUCGAUGACUCCACCCUCGGGCUCCUCGACACGCCACCGUCGUUGCCAACUGCUGGGAGAGUGUUUCAUGCGUUCGCGCUCUCCCCCCUUCUCGCUUUGACUUUUCUACCGUCAUGUCAAAGAUGAAGGAAGCCAUGACUCCAAGUCCGAGAAACGAAGAAGCGUCUACUAGAGAGGAGGAAGAGGCGGAGGUGGAGAGAAGAAGGCAGGAGCAUGGGGAACUGCUUCGCGUCUUCUUCUUCAACUCCGGCAGAUAUCUCGCCACCAAGUCCAGGCCCGUCGUCGUCGAAGACCGGCGGCGGCGGCAGCAGCUUGACGACGACCGGGAAGCUGUCGAGCCUCGGCAGCAGCACGACGACGCUCGGGAGGUCCGCCUGCAGCGGCGCGAGUGUGGAGGAGGCGGUGGCGUUGCCGUUGCCGGAGGAGGGGCGGAUCCUGGAGGUGCCCAACCUGCGGGUCUUCUCCUUCGCGGAGCUCCGGAACGCCACCAGGGGCUUCCGCCCGGAUAGCUUGCUCGGCGAGGGUGGGUUCGGGCGGGUGUACAAGGGGUGGGUGGAGGAGAAGACGCUGAAUCCGGCCAAGUCCGGCGCUGGCAUGGUGGUCGCCGUCAAGAAGCUCAACCCAGAGAGCCUCCAAGGCAUCGAAGAAUGGCAGUCAGAAAUCAACUUCUUGGGAAGGCUUUCGCAUCCAAAUCUCGUCAAGCUCUUGGGUUACUGCUGGGAGGACAGGGAGCUCCUCCUUGUGUAUGAGCACAUGCCAAAGGGCAGCCUGGAAAACCACCUCUUCAGAAGGGGUGUCAUUGAGCCCCUCAUUUGGAAGUUGAGGCUUAAGAUCGCGAUCGGGGCAGCGCGCGGCCUCGCUUUCCUACAUGGCUCGGAGAAACAGAUCAUCUACCGGGACUUCAAGGCCUCUAACAUCCUCCUUGACACAAACUACAACGCGAAACUCUCUGAUUUCGGCAUGGCAAAGAUCGGCCCGACGGGUGGGAAUUCGCACGUGACCACGCGAGUCAUGGGCACCUUUGGCUACGCUGCCCCCGAGUAUGUAGCCACAGGUCAUUUGUACGUGAAGAGCGAUGUGUAUGGAUUCGGAGUGGUAUUGCUCGAGAUGUUAACUGGCCAGAGGGCGCUUGACAUGAAUCGGCCUAUAAAGCAGCAAAAUUUGGUGGAGUGGAUGCGACCCAUGUUGGCCGAUCGAAGAAAGUUAGCCCGACUCAUGGACCAGCGCCUGGAGGGGCAAUACUCAUCCAGGGGGUCAUUCCAGGCUGCACAGCUCGUGCUCAAUUGCCUCGCCGGCGACCCCAAGAGUCGACCGUCCAUGGAGGAGGUGGUGCUGGAGCUCGAGCACAUCAAGGGCAUAAACGCGAGAUCGAGAGAAGGGGUAAUCGGCAAUGAUACUCCUGAACAUACGACGACAACGGUGGGUCAUCGUCGUGCUGGUGGGCAAGUUCCGGCACAGAGUCGAUCGCCGGUGCAACCUUACCAUGUCAGAGCAAGAUGAGAAUUUACAUUCAUAUUUCAUAUAUAUCCGUGUGUAUAGUGAUUUAAAUCUACAAAAAUUUGGUUAAGGUAUUAAUGACUCAAAUUCAUUGUUUGUCAUUGAUAAUUAAAUGUUAAUGAAUAGAUUUAACAAA